This is a messenger RNA of Hypoxylon trugodes, 627 nucleotides long. RefSeq lists its product as uncharacterized. The record is from RefSeq and is a predicted model, not a curated record. The transcript is spliced from 2 exons. Bases 1 to 627 code for a protein of 208 amino acids. NCBI's taxonomy places the organism in Eukaryota, Fungi, Ascomycota, Sordariomycetes, Xylariales, Hypoxylaceae.
AUGCCUUCCUCUACCAAGCGCAGCUCUAAGGAGAGAAAGGGUGUUCGUGCCCCACUCGAGCCAAUUGAUGGAAAUAGCACUGUCGUCGCCCCUCAGACAGCUGAGGAGACCGACGCCGCUCCCUCGACCCCCGCCCGACCUCGUCGGCAGGCCGCUGCCGCUGCUUCAACUAAAUGGGUUCUCAUUGAUCCCCCGGGUGCUCCGACAACACCCUUAGCCCCCAAACUCGACGGCAAGAAGGAUGUAGCUGCGAACCUCUGCGAACACGAUGAUGGUGGUAACAAUGCCGAUACCGAGUCAUUGCUUCUUGAAAGCUUGUACACUGGGGCGCCCGAGGAAGAAGAGGACGAAUAUCUUGGUCUGUCGGACGAUGAAGAAGGGGAUGUACAUCUCAGUCUAUCAGACGAGGAGGAGAAGGAUGACGACGAAGACCUAUCUGCUGGCCAUGUUGAGCCCGAUGUCGCCGGCAAUAAGCGAAAACAUCAGAGCGAUAAUACAUCACCACGAAAGAAGGCUCGGUUCACACCCAACCUUCCUAUGGAUGAAUUCAUUGUUGCGUUAAAUAAGAAGUUUUCAAUUAAAGACGGCGAUUUGGAAGUCCAGAAUUUCCGUGCGAACUUGUCAUAG